This is a messenger RNA of Thelazia callipaeda (thelaziosis nematode), 1929 nucleotides long. The record is from the annotation of a GenBank genome assembly. Lineage: Eukaryota; Metazoa; Nematoda; Chromadorea; Rhabditida; Thelaziidae.
AUGAACGAUGCAUUAGAAUGGACGGAAACAAUUCGAAUGCGUCAAAUUGCUUCUUUGAAACAGCUGCUGAAUCUUAACCAACCAAUUCCAUCAACUAUAGCUGUGGAACCAGUCUGGAAAAUUCUUAUCUUAGAUCGCUAUGGACAGGACAUCAUAUCGCCAUUAUUGACAGUCAAAGAAUUGAGAGAGUUAGGAGUCACUCUGCACCUACUUUUAAAAAGUAGUCGCGAAGUUUUACCUGAUGUGCCUGCUGUUUACUUUGUGUCUCCAUCAGAAGAAAAUAUAAAAGUAAUCUGUGAUGACCUUCAGAAGGGCAUGUAUGAUAAUUAUUAUUUAAAUAUGAUUAGCCCAUUGAAUAGGCCUUGUCUCGAACAAUUAGCUUCAGCUGCUGUUCAUGGUGGUACGGUUCAACAAGUUCAGAAAGUGAUGGAUCAGUUCUUGAAUUUCAUAUCAUUGGAAGAUGAUUUAUUCAUACUGCGAAGAUAUAACAACAAUAGUCCAUUUUCUUUUUACGCAAUAAGUGACCCUACAGUAACUCCACAACAAAUGGAGGCUCUUAUUGACACAGUCGUUGAUGGUUUAUUCUCCGUAUGUGCAACACUGGGUGUUUUACCAAUUAUACGUUGCCAAAAAGAUAAUGCCGCUGAACAGCGUCUGGAUCAGAAAUUACGGGACAGUUUUCGUGAUGCAAGAAAUAAUUUGUUUAUACAAGACAAUGUUCGAGCAGGACGACUAAUGAUUCAUCGUCCAGUCUUAAUUAUUGCAGACCGAGGCAUAGAUUUAGCAACUAUGCUUCAUCACACAUGGACUUAUCAAGCACUCAUACAUGAUCUGCUGGAUUUGGAUCUGAAUCGUGUUGUAAUAAAAGACAAGACAGGAAAAAGGAAAGAAUAUGACAUGAGUAUACGAGAUAAGUUAUGGAUACGACAUAAAGGAAGUGCUUUUCCAUUGGUGGCUGAAGUAAUACAACAAGAAGUAGAGGCUUAUAAAAAUAGCGAAGAUGAAAUAAAACGUCUGAAGCAUGCUGUGGAAGCAGAAUACAAAUUUGAGGGUAUGGGUGAUGUCGAAUCUGAUGAAACUGUUAGUUUGUUAAGUGAUGCAACUGCGAAGUUGACUUCCACAGUUGGUUCGCUACCAGAAUUGUUAGAGAAGAAGCGCUUAAUCGACUUACAUACAACUAUCGCUACUACUAUUUUAGAUCAUAUUAAACAAAGAAAAUUGGACGUUCUUUUUGAAGCAGAAGAGAAAAUAAUGAAUGAACAGUUAAGUGAUACAAGUGUUAUAGAACUAAUGCGUCAUUGUAGUGUUAACGAAGAUGUCUUGCGAGUCAUGCUUAUCAACUAUCUUUGUUCUACUAAUAUAUCUCAGGAGGAAUUAAAGGAGCAGUAUGAUUAUCUGAAAGAAAUUGGUUUUGAUGAUGCAGCAGUGAAAUAUGUCAAGCAGUUGAGGUCGGUAUCUAGUAUGAGUUUAAAUCGCGUAACGAACGAUUAUUCAGGAGGUGGAAUAAAGACUGAUAACAUGUUUGCAAAUCUGCUCAAUCGCGGUUCACAGUUGUUUAUGGAGGGCGUGAAAAAUCUCGUUCCAAAAAAGCAUAAUCUUCCACUCACCAAAAUGGUCGAUACAAUUCUGACCGGCAAUUCUCAAGUAAACUCACGAUACAGCGACGAUGAGUUCCGAUAUUAUGAUCCAAAAUUAAUGCAUCAGUCUGGCAAAGAACCACAGCGCGCACGUAAUAACGCAGCACAAGAUGUAAUUGUUUUUGUAAUUGGUGGCGGAAAUUAUGUGGAGUAUCAGAAUGUUAUAGAUUAUGGUAAAUCAAAAGGGCUUGCACGAAUUACAUAUGGCUGUACAGAAUUAGUGAAUCCAGCACAGUUUGUUGAACAGGUGAGAAUUCUACAACAUACUUAUAAUCAGGGAGAUGUAUCUUAG